This is a messenger RNA of Encephalitozoon cuniculi GB-M1, 369 nucleotides long. RefSeq lists its product as uncharacterized. The coding region runs from base 1 to 369 and encodes 122 amino acids. Gene Ontology annotation, molecular function: mRNA binding; structural constituent of ribosome. The record is from RefSeq and is marked provisional. Gene Ontology annotation, biological process: translation; maturation of LSU-rRNA from tricistronic rRNA transcript (SSU-rRNA, 5.8S rRNA, LSU-rRNA). Lineage: Eukaryota; Fungi; Microsporidia; Unikaryonidae. Gene Ontology annotation, cellular component: ribosome; cytosolic large ribosomal subunit. The transcript has a single exon.
AUGAAGAUCGAGGCAUCGGCUCUCAGGCAGCUGGGCAUCAAGCAGAUUGAGGAGAGGGCUGCAGAGAUCAAGGCGGACCUGGCGGCCCUCCGGCAGAAGAAGAACAGCGGGGAUGUCGGCGCGAACGACAUAAAGACGGCCAAAAAGAACUUGGCCCGCGCACUCACUGUCCGGCGCGAGAAGAUUCUUGAGGAGCUGGUUGAGGCGUACAGGGGAACUCCUGUCUCCAAGCUUCCGAAGGAGCUCAGACCCAAGCUGAACAGGAGCAAGAGACGGGCCCUUACAAAGACACAGCUUAGAAGAAAGACAAGGAGACAAAGAGCAAGAAUGAGUAAGUUCCCGAGGGUUAUAUUUGCCUACAACGAAUAA